Molecule: messenger RNA, 1026 nt
Organism: Striga asiatica
Lineage: Eukaryota; Viridiplantae; Streptophyta; Magnoliopsida; Lamiales; Orobanchaceae
Source: the annotation of a GenBank genome assembly
CACAACUCCAUAGGCUUUUGGGCUCUCCACAAAAAGUUCGGAAGAAAGAAAUACAAAAUAGCAGUAAUAAGUUCUUAUCUUUUUUUUUUAAGAAAAAAGCAAUGGAUGAAAAAGUAGUGAAGUCAAGAUUCAAGAAGGUUUGUGUGUUCUGUGGGAGUAGUGCUGGAAAAAGAGAGUGUUACAGAGAAGCAGCUCUCGAGCUAGGGCAUCAACUGGUGGAGAAAAGUUUGGAUCUUGUUUACGGUGGUGGAAGUAUUGGGCUGAUGGGCCUCGUCGCAAAAGCUGUUCAUGCCGGCGGCGGACAUGUUCUUGGGAUCAUACCUAAACCUUUGGUUGGCAAAGAGAAAACUGGUGAAAGUGUUGGGGAGGUGAGAAUGGUGGCUAAUAUGCACCAGAGGAAGGCUGAGAUGGCCCUCCAUUCCGAUUGCUUUAUUGCGUUGCCUGGAGGUUAUGGGACUUUGGAGGAGUUGUUAGAGGUUAUAACAUGGGCUCAACUAGGCAUCCACGACAAGCCUGUGGGUUUACUGAAUGUUGAUGGUUACUACAACUUCUUCUUGACUUUUAUCGACAAAGCAGUCGAUGAUGGCUUCAUUAAGCCUUCGGAGCGCCACAUCUUUGUGUCUGCCCCUAAUCCCAAAGAGCUUGUCCAAAAACUCGAGGAUUAUGUGCCCGUGCAAGAUGAAGUGGCUGCCAAGUUAAAUUGGAACUCAGAAAUUGUAGAACCACAGCCUGAUUCUCCUUCUUCAACACCCCCAACCAAACAAGACUCAUUCACCCCCAUUCAAAUUGCUCUAAUAUGAAUCAAGAAAAGAAAGUAAUUAUUAUAUAUGGAUAAAACUUGUAUUUAAAUUUGGGUUUAAUGAUGCUUUGUUUUGAAUUGCCUCUACAUGAUGUAAGAAAUUGACUGUAAGAAAGUGGUGCUCUUCUUGUAUUUUGAAUCAUGGAAAAUUAUGCUUUCGUAUCUAUGUAUUCAUGUAAGGUGGUAUUUUGCUAUCAACAAGAAACCAAAGUAAUGCAACAAGUUUU